AGAGCAGCAAGAGCCCUAUAGAGCGGCGCUGAUAGCCGCGGAAGGAGCGGUUCUGCCAACUUCGCGCGGCAGAAGACAGCAGCAAAGCGCCGCCGCUACAGCCUUCGCCGAACGUUCCCAACGUUCGCUGCCACCGCCGGCCGCCCCUCUCUUGGGUAGCCGUCAUGCCGGGCAUGAUGGAGAAAGGAGCCGAGCUCCUGGUGGGCGCUAAGAACAGGGCGGCCCCCAACGGCACCAAGAACGGCGGUGGCGGCAGCAGCCCCGGUUCCAACGGGAACUUUUUCGAGCCGGAAAGCGGCAGCGGCGGCGGCGGUGACAGCGGCGACGAGCACGAUGUAGGAAUGAGGGUCGGAGCAGACUAUCAAGCUCGCAUCCCUGACUUUGAUCCUGGAGCUACAAAAUACACAGAUAAAGACAAUGGAGGGAUGCUUGUGUGGUCUCCUUAUCAUAAUAUUUCUGAUGCCAAAUUGGAUGAAUAUAUUGCUAUAGCAAAGGAAAAACAUGGAUACAAUGUGGAACAGGCACUUGGAAUGUUGUUCUGGCAUAAGCACAACAUUGAGAAAUCCCUUGCAGAUCUCCCAAAUUUUACGCCUUUUCCAGAUGAGUGGACAGUUGAAGAUAAAGUCCUUUUUGAACAAGCUUUCAGUUUCCAUGGAAAAAGCUUUCACAGAAUUCAACAAAUGCUUCCAGACAAGACUAUUGCAAGCCUUGUAAAAUAUUACUAUUCCUGGAAGAAAACACGUUCUAGAACAAGUUUAAUGGACCGCCAAGCUAGAAAACUAGCUAAUAGAAAUAAUCAAGGUGAUAGCGACGAUGAUGUUGAAGAACCUCACCCUAUGGAUGGAAAUGAUAGUGAUUAUGAUCCCAAAAAGGAAAGUAAAAAAGAGGGGAAUCAUGAGCAGCCUGUGCAGUCCAGCAAAAUAGGAUUAGGUAGAAGAGAAUAUCAAAGUUUGCAACAUCGUCAUCAUUCUCAGCGCUCUAAAUGCCGUCCUCCAAAAGGCAUGUACUUAAUUCAAGAAGACGUGGUAGCGGUUUCAUGUAGCCCCAAUGCCGCCAAUACACUUCUUAGGCAGCUGGAUAUGGAGCUGAUCUCACUGAAGCGACAGGUCCAGAAUGCUAAGCAAGUAAACAGUGCACUUAAGCAGAAAAUUGAAGGUGGAAUAGAUGAAUUCAAACCGCCUGAGUCAAAUCAAAAAAUAAAUGCCCGUUGGACAACAGAAGAACAACUUCUUGCAGUUCAAGGUGUCCGCAAAUAUGGUAAAGAUUUUCAAGCUAUUGCUGAUGUAAUUGGCAAUAAGACUGUUGGCCAAGUGAAGAACUUCUUUGUAAACUACAGGCGUCGUUUUAACCUAGAGGAGGUAUUGCAGGAAUGGGAAGCAGAGCAAGGAACCCUGGCUUCUAACGGUGAUGCUUCUGCUUUAGGAGAGGACACAAAAAACGCUAAUGUGUCAUCAGGAAAAAGUACAGAUGAAGAAGAUGAGGCCCAGAUCCCUCAGACACCUCAGUGUGUAGGGUCUUCUCCACCAGCCCAGGUGUCUACUCCAACACCAGCAACCCCUGUAACAACUUUGAACCAGCCUCCUCCAUUGCUUCGUCCAACCCUUCCAGCUGCUCCAGCUCUCCAUCGUCAGCCUCCACCACUACAGCAACAAGCUCGAUUUAUUCAACCAAGGCCAACCCUAAACCAGCCCCCUCCACCACUCAUCCGUCCAGCUAAUUCCAUGCCUCCUCGUCUAAACCCAAGACCAGCACUGUCCUCCACUGGUGGGCCACAGCCACCUUCACUUAUUGGAAUCCAGACAGAAUCACAGUCCCCGCUACAUUAAGCAAAUAGGGCAGAACUAUGAUAAUUAAAGUAGUAUCAGUGUCUAUUUCCUCAGCUAAUGAAGAGGUGAAGGGAGGGAAAGCAAGCUUUCCACAGUAUUGGAACUGUCACAAAGAAGGUGGAAAUGGAUAUAUAAUAUAUGAAUGAUCUUCUGAGCGAGAGAAACUUCAGUGCAGUAGAUUAUUGCAAAGAAAACCAUGUCUACAAAGUCAGCAUUUUACAAAGCUAACUUCUUUUUAAAAAAGAAAAGAAAAUUCACUGCACUGUGACUUCAACUGGUUUUUACUCUAUUUAUUUUAUAAAAUCCUUUAUAUUUAACUUCAUGGAAAUAAACCAUCUGGAUAGUGAAAGCGUUUCAGUUUAAGAUUCAAACAGGGCUGUAAAUGUAAUAAAUUGGGGAAAUUAUUUUUACAUUUUCCUAUGUUAGGAGCGCAAGUAUUACUGACAAGCCUGCCAUUCAGAUUUUGACAGAUACCACCACUUCAUACAUUUUUCUAGGCUUGUAUUUUCUAUAUUUCUUCAUAAAGUACUUUUCUUCAGUCUCCUUGUUGGAAAGGUUUUGAAGAGUGCAAAGCUAAGGUACUAAAGAGGUUCAACUAUAUAUGUGGUCUUCUAAUACUGGAAACAUGACUUACUAGUGCAAACUCUGUGAUAGACAGCAAAUGGGGCUACCAUUUGCAUCCAACACUGGCAGCCAGGUGGCUAAUAAAGUCACAGUUGUCUUCUUUUUAAUAAACUUUGUAAUACUACUUACCUGAAAUUUUAUUCUAUUAAGUUCUGAAAUAAUUUGGUGAGGAAUGCUGAAUUCCAUACGUAUAGGGCAGGGGUAGGCAACCUUGGCUCUUUUAUGACUCGUGGACUUCAACUCCCAGAAUUCCUGAGCCAGCCAUGCUGAGGGGAAAGGGAGAGGUUUCCAAGCUGAGCCAUGCUGACUCAAGAAUUCUGGGAGUUGAAGUCCAUGAAUCAUAAAAGCCAAGGUUGCCUACCCCUGGUAUAGGGGCCUGGUGAAACAGUCUAAUAUUAAGGAUGUUUCCUCCUUCAUUUCUUGAAAUAUCUCAGUCUCUUUUUGCUGUUCCUUGCCAGUGCAUGUCCCCUCAUUUUUUUUUUUCUUGGUAUCAAAAACAGUACCAACUCAUGCCUUACUUAAUCAGCUGGAGUUUAACUGUUAUAAUCAAAGUGACAGGCUUUUAAUUUUGGGCAAGAAAUACCAAGCAAUGAAAAUCUAUUUUCUGAAAGAUGUGCAUCUCUUUAAUAUAGUUGACUUCCCCACUUUUUACUAAAACAACAGUGUUUUAACUUUCAGAGUUAAAAUUCUGGAUGAUUUCAUGUAUAGCAAAGCUGUAUUAGUCUCUUAUGUACUGCAUCUUACACCUCAAAUAUCAAAACUUUUAGACUAACACCUUAUCAUGAUUAAGGCGUUAAAGGGAUUUGCCCAUUAACUUUCAUGUUUUUAAUUUUUUAAAAUUCUUAUUUAAAUCAAAUUUCCUUUGUAGUAUAUUAAAUAGAAAUUCCUUCAAUGGAUGUCUCUUGUACAUUAUCUGUAUCCAACCAGAGUGUUUGGUUUUUAAUACUGGCUUUUCGGUGGGGGGGGAAGCAUCACUAUCUCUUGCCAGAAUUCUUGGUACUUUGCUAUAUUUAUCCUUUGGUUCUGAUGUCAAUAUUAACCCACUGUAUUCUUCCAAUCUGCCAUAGUCCUGUUUGUGCAUUUUGGCAUAACUCUCUAAAUACCAAACUAUUAACAAUGCAUCUUCAGUAUUUAAAUAUGUAGAUCAGGUUUCCCAGUGACUGUAUUGUCUUUUUUUUUUUUUUUUUUGGCUAACUUUUGUCUUGUCUCUUGUUGCUAGAACUUCAGUAUGCAGAAAAUUGGGUGCUGCCAUUUAAAUGGCAAUUUUAGACUAUUGAAACUAUAACUGGGCACUUGUGUGUUUCGGUAUGAUGGUAUGGUAUGUAGUAUAAUACUGCUUUACAUACGCUAUGCCAUACAGUAACAAAAUGUUUAGCAUUUGUAGUACUGAAUAUGUACAUAGCAAAAUGUUGUCCUUUUAAAAAAUUGUGUGCUUUCCAGAUUAUGUGCAUACAGCUUGCAACGUCCUGUUUUGGGUAGGGGUUGUGUUAAGCAGUGUUUUUGCCUGGAGGAGUGAAAUGCUUGCUGCUUAAUCAAAGAAUUAAAGUUUCCAAGGAAUCUGUGUCUAUUUUUAUGUACCUUGUAAUGGUUUAAGAUACUUAGGCCCUAUACUGUGAUUCUCUUCUAAAUUCAUUUAUAUUUUUUUAAAGAUUAGAAAUAAAACUAUACAAUUUUUUUCAUUUCAAAGAAAUUUUCUUUUUGGGCAAUAUUAUAAAAAUCUAGUUUGACUUUGUAUCAUUUCUACAAACCACAAUCUAUUCAUCUUGGUUUAUUUUUGUCACUUUAUGAAAUGUAAAAUAUUUGCACUCCCUUUUCAGUUGGGCAAAAAUUUAUUUCUUACAGUGGUUAUGACAAAUGUAACUUUGCAUCUUCUUUUUAUGUACAGUUUUCAGUUACAAUAAAGAAAUAUAAAAACUUUUAAAUGAAUGGCCAUCUAUAAGGCCUAUGUGUAUAUUUGGAAAAAAUAUUUCUAGGCUAAAGUAUUAUGUGGUUGGAAAAGAGGUUUGUGACUAUACAUGCAGACUGGAUACUUGAUAAUAUCCUUUUUUAGUUAAGUGUAAAUUAAAAAUGAUGGAGCACUAAAUUGAUAUUGCAGUUAUAAUAUAUUCUUAAACAGAAAAACGUAAGGCCUAUAAGACAGGCAUGUGGGACACAUUGUAUAGCUUUUAGAAUAUAGGAUUGCAUAAUUUUGAAAUGGAUGGUUAGCUUUACUCUUAGAUCCAUUAUUCUGUCACAUCUGAAUAAUAUAUGUAAUAACAUAAUAGUAAUAAAAAGUCAAAGAUCAGAGAAAAGUAUAACCACUCUGAGGUUAAGCUAAUUGAUGAAAGUUAAGAAUACAUUAGAGCAAUCUUGAACUUUUCCAAGAGAGUUUCUGUAAAAAGUGGAGUAUAAGCAUAGAAAGGACUUCCGUCAAAUCACUUUCUAAUACUCCCUGGCAAAAUCAUUCAAAGUCUUGUGGCAGUCUUGGGUUUGCAAAUUCAUUUGCAGCACACAUUUCUUCUUCAUAGUUUUGCUUUCUAUAUUCUAUCUUCCCUCAAAGGUGCCAAAGGUAACAAUAUGUGUAAUCGCCUCUGAUCGUUAUGCAAAUAGAUUUAAAA
This is a messenger RNA of Crotalus tigris (Tiger rattlesnake), 5047 nucleotides long. RefSeq names its product REST corepressor 3 (gene RCOR3). Lineage: Eukaryota; Metazoa; Chordata; Lepidosauria; Squamata; Viperidae. Bases 165 to 1826 code for a protein of 553 amino acids. Gene Ontology annotation, cellular component: transcription regulator complex; histone deacetylase complex. Gene Ontology annotation, molecular function: transcription corepressor activity. Gene Ontology annotation, biological process: negative regulation of DNA-templated transcription; regulation of transcription by RNA polymerase II. The transcript has 13 exons. The record is from RefSeq and is a predicted model, not a curated record.